Messenger RNA from Aureobasidium pullulans EXF-150, 2136 nucleotides. RefSeq lists its product as uncharacterized. Bases 1 to 2136 code for a protein of 711 amino acids. The transcript has 3 exons. The record is from RefSeq and is a predicted model, not a curated record. Gene Ontology annotation, biological process: regulation of DNA-templated transcription; DNA-templated transcription. Gene Ontology annotation, cellular component: nucleus. NCBI's taxonomy places the organism in Eukaryota, Fungi, Ascomycota, Dothideomycetes, Dothideales, Saccotheciaceae. Gene Ontology annotation, molecular function: DNA binding; DNA-binding transcription factor activity, RNA polymerase II-specific; zinc ion binding.
AUGGCGGGUCUAUCAAACUUCACCUCGGUCUUUUCUGCCAACACCGACACUCGUGUCGCAAAGCGCAACCGCCGCCCUUUGUCUUGCUCGACAUGUCGGGCCAAAAAGUUGAAAUGUGAUCGCCAACAGCCAUGCGUAUCUUGUGUCAAGAAAGGAGAAGCCUCCAUCUGUGAUUACAGCUCAGUCGCCUCGAAGAAAGAUCAGAGACCUCGCCCUGCUGUCAGUCAAGAUGCUGCUGCUGGUCGCUUACAGAGACUCGAAGACAUGGUCAACGGUUUGAUGCAUGCCGCUCCCAUGAGUACUUUUGUAGUCACUCCUCCAGAUUCGUUCAGUUCUCCCCAGGUCAACACUCCCGAAUAUUCGAGUGUUUCUGCAGGUGGUCACUUGAGCCAACAAGGUUCUCAAGUAAACUACAUUGGUGGCGCGCACUGGGCUUCAAUUCUCGAAAGUAUUCACGACAUUCGCUCCGUUAUGGACUCUGAUUUGAACGAUGCGCCCUCUGAACCAGCACUCAAAUCCGAUCCCCUGUUUGGCCAAGAAAAGCUUGUGACUAUUGAGCAAAUACUUGCAACACUACCAGAGCGACACAUCGUCGAUAGCCUUGUUGCAACCUAUUUCAAAGAGACUUUCCUGUCUUUAAUGUUCGUUCAUAGUGGCAAGUUCCAAAGGGAAUACGAAGCUUUCUGGAAAGAUCCAUCAUCAACCAGUUUCUGCUGGUUGAGCAUACUAUUCUCCAUCAUGUUCAUGGCAGCCAAGUUGGCCGUUGCACGAGGUCUCGCUUCAGUUUCGGAUCCGUGCAAUACCAAGAGAGCUGGCGCAUUGAGGAUGGCUGCCAAAUGCCUCGUUACAGGUCAAUACCUCAAGGCUCAGCCAUACUCCAUCGAGGCAUUGCUAUUUCACUUUCACUGCAUCUAUGCUCUCCAUGCGGAUCCUGAGAUUCAGCCCUGGCCGAUACUGACCAUGGCGACCAGACUUGCACAAAAGAUGGGCUACCACAGGGAUCCCCGACAUCUGUCAGCCAAGCUUACCCCUUUCGAGAGCGAGAUGCGACGAAGAGCGUGGCACUAUAUUGAGGUCUUUGAUAUCACCAUGUCGGCGCAACAGGGUAUCCCAGCCAUGAUCAACGAGGAUGAAUGCGAUUGUCAGUUUCCGGUCAAUCUGCUGGACGAGGACUUUGAUGAGAACACUACCGUCAUGCCAUCACCCCGAUCACAUGCCACCCACAUUCCAAUGCUCUUCUUCACUUGUAAAGUCGUUGCUGUUCGGCAUCUACGUCCAAUCAUUCGACAUGCAUUGUCUAGUCGGAGGUAUGAUCUGGAAGAAACCAACAGGCUUCACGAAGCACUUGAAAUAAGUCACCAGAGCAUUCCACCUUCCCUCCGUAUCCGCCCCAUCGCCGAAACCAGCUUUGUCGACCAAGAUUAUCUGAUCAUGCAACGGUUCAUGCUUGAGCUACAGUAUCUGAAAGGACUCUGCAUCCUACAUCGACCUUUCAUGGCAUACAAGAAGGACGAUCCAGCAUUCGGUACAUCGCGAGAAAUCUGUGUGAACUCUGCGUUGCGGCAACUUGACUUGCAGAACGACUACUACGAAUCUCUCCAGCCAGAGGGACGUCUGUACACGAGUAGAUGGAUGUUUACCAAUGUCACGCUCCAUGAACAGUUCUCAGCUGCCAUGAUCGUGUGUUUGGACCUUUCAGAAUCGAAGUCACAAAGUCCAGAGUCCAAGGCAAGAAAACUAGAAGCACUGCAGAAAUCUCGACACGUCUGGUCCAGCAAAAAGCCUGCAUAUAGGGAUGCUAUUCGUGCAAGUCACGUACUCGGUGUCAUGAUAGCAAAGUUGACUGCUCAGGAUACUCGCUCACCGCCAGCUGCUGAAACUGGUCAACUUGUCAUGCCGGGAUACUGCCCGUGCGCUCCUUUGGAGCAUAUAUUGAACCGCCCAGAAACUCCACCUGCUGUUCAGCAAGUCACUGCACUCACCGAGGAUUUGAUGGACAUUGGAUCUCUCGAAAGCAUACUAGAUAAUCCUGACAUGCUGAACUGGAAUGAUAUUGAUACCUAUUUGAUUGAUUACAGUGGUGAACUCAAUUACGCGGAACAGCGUCCAUUCGACAUGCCAGAUAUCACGCUCUGA